This is a messenger RNA of Candida dubliniensis CD36, 2151 nucleotides long. RefSeq lists its product as uncharacterized. The record is from RefSeq and is a predicted model, not a curated record. Gene Ontology annotation, molecular function: monoacylglycerol lipase activity. Lineage: Eukaryota; Fungi; Ascomycota; Pichiomycetes; Serinales; Debaryomycetaceae. Bases 1 to 2151 code for a protein of 716 amino acids. The transcript has a single exon.
AUGGCAACUCAUCCUUCAUUAUGGUACCGGGAUAAGGAUAGUUUGAGAAUUGGGGGUGUUGCUAGGUACACCAUAGAAUAUACAAGGCUAGAUCCCACCAUUAAACGUAUAUAUUUCCGUUUGAAAAACAUUGAAAAGUCGAGUAUCAGAGCAAUCCAUUUAUUGAGUGGCCCUUUCAUUUUGUACUGUCACGUAGUACCGUGCAAUUAUAAUCCUCGUAAACCAUUCCAUCCUGAAAAUGUUGAGAAAAAUACAGAAAUUGUGUUCGAGAAUCAAAUCAAACCAAAUCAAGCUUUUAAUGUGUCGCUUUUGUUAAAUUCAAACUCAUUAAAAGGACAGGAUGAGAAAGGAUACGAUAUUUUUGAAUGGGAGAUUGAGGUUGUUUCACAAAUUGUAAUCACUAAGAAAACAGAAGUUGUCUACGAUUUUAUGAUAGGAGAUGAUUUACAUUUGAUGAAGAAACUCGGACAGAAUAUAAUACAGCAAACUCUCACCAGCUUGGGAACAAAAUCAGAUAUGAAUGAAGGGAUAAAGCCCGCAAUUGUGGACAAAGUAAUAGAUGGAAUCAACAGUGAUUCCCAUCAAAUUUACAACACACAACUUAAAGUAAGCAAAUUGACCACGGAUGACAUUUGGUCGAACGAACCAAAAGAUCCCAAAAAGCCAGUCCAUUUAGUUAUUGUUACACACGGAAUUUUCUCGAACUUGACUGCAGAUAUGCUAUAUAUCAAGGAUCAAUUGGAGCUUAGAGUGAAGGAAAAUAUUUUGGUUAGGGGCUAUAGGUAUAAUGCUGGACGUACUGAAAGAGGGGUCAAAAAAUUGGGGACUAACGUUGCUAACUACAUUACAGAUUUAAUUGAGAAUUCGCUUUACCAGUAUGAUAAGAUUUCAUUUAUUGGCCAUUCGUUAGGAGGUGUGGUCCAGCUAUAUGCUAUAAAGUACAUUUUAAUGACCAAAGGCCCAGAUUAUUUUGAGAAAAUGAAAAUUAAACCAAUUAAUUUUAUUGGAAUGGCCACACCAUUUUUGGGAAUUUUGAAUGAAAUGAACUUCUUGAUAUCGUGGGUGUUGGACAUGGGAACCCUUGGUAAGACUGGUCGUGAUUUAACCUUACUGAAACGAUUGCCAGCAUGGAGUGAUAUAAACAUUGGGGAGUCUAAAAAAAGAGACUCAUUCAAACCUGUUUUGGAAACUCUACCGGAAGAUCCUUUACAAAAAUUCUUGACCCAAUUUGAACAAUUGGUUGUUUAUGCUAAUGCUAUGAAUGAUGGAAUAGUACCAUUGCGAACUUCUGCUUUGCUAUACUUAGAUUAUGAAGCUUUAGGAGACGUCUCUGAGUUGAAAAAGAGUAAGCACAUGCAUGUUCACCCUGAGUUAGAAGAAGCAGACCAUGAAAUACAAGUUAACCGUAGUCGUGAUACUGUACUGGAAGUUCCCGAAGAGGCAAAUCAAAUGGUUCAGGACAUCCAGGAUGCAGCAAAGGCUACCGAUGUUUCCAAGCAAACGGAUUCAUCGGAUACAGUGGACAGGAACCAUGUUGUAAGCAAGUAUAAGGAAUUUUUGAACUUGAAUUUUCUGGAACACAAUUCCAGUAACCAUAAGAACAAGCUAACCAAAAGACAACGAAAAUACAAAAAUUUUAGUGUGAGGGGUACCGAUUAUAAUGUAUUUAACGACGUCUUACCAGAAGAUCACUCGUUUCAGUCAGACGAAACUAACUCAACUCAGGAUUCUCAAACUAUAGUUGUUCCACCAAGAGCGUCUGCUAUAGAAUCUGCAAUCAAUACCCUCAUAUGUCCGAUUCCUUCCAAUGAGUUUUUGAUAAACCCUGAGCUGCGACUGCAUGUUAUUUUUCAUGACAAAUAUUAUCAAUUUAAUAAAUCUCCUCAAGAAGGAGAUAACCUCAACAAACACCUGAAGGUGGAAUGGUUUGCAUCAGUUUUGUUAAGAUAUCACAGUAAAUGGAAAUUGGAGAAGCAGAAACAGAUAGCUGAUAAAUAUCAUAAUGCAUGUGGUUGGCGAAAAGUCUUGGUCAAUCUACCUCCUGAUGCACAUAAUAACAUAGUGGUUCGGAGAAGAUUUGCUAAUGGAUACGGUUGGGGUGUUGUAGAUCAUUUGUGUGAUUUAUUUAGAAUUUCUGAAAAUAAAUUGUAA